This is a messenger RNA of Amaranthus tricolor (Joseph's coat), 1148 nucleotides long. Its product is annotated as nifU-like protein 2, chloroplastic. The transcript is spliced from 5 exons. NCBI's taxonomy places the organism in Eukaryota, Viridiplantae, Streptophyta, Magnoliopsida, Caryophyllales, Amaranthaceae. The record is from RefSeq and is a predicted model, not a curated record. Gene Ontology annotation, biological process: iron-sulfur cluster assembly. Gene Ontology annotation, cellular component: mitochondrion; chloroplast stroma. Gene Ontology annotation, molecular function: iron ion binding; iron-sulfur cluster binding. Bases 267 to 962 code for a protein of 231 amino acids.
UAUUUUUUUUUUAUAAAACCUCAAAAUUAAAUGAAAACCAAAGAAAUGUUAUGUAAAUGACUAAAUUGUUAGUGAUUUUCCUUGGUUCGUGAAUCGUGAAUAGAAAUUAGAUGCGAAGUUGCCUACGCCUCCCGUGCUCUCCAUAACUGAAAAACUACAACCCGCCAUUGCAGAGCCUGUAACUGUUCUUAAACACGCAAGAUAUAAAAAUCCAAGAAGUCGAUAAUACCUCAUCUGUUACUGAGGUGUUGCCAAACAAGUACCAGAUGAUGUUGAGCCAAUCAUGUUGUUACAGGGUUCAGCAAACCCUUGAAACCUCUUGUUCUCGCCCUACUUGCCUUUACCUUCAUUCCAAGAAUUCAUACAUAUUUGGCUCCCGGCAUUGGAGUUUUAUUCAUGUGCAUCAUCGCCCUUUUCAUUCUGGUUACUUACGAUCACUAUCUUCACAUAGAGCAGGAGUGGUUAAAGCAGUUACCACUCCUAACUCUGCUCUGGAACUUCCCCUAACUGAAGAAAAUGUUGAAAGUGUACUAGAUGAAGUGCGACCUUAUCUAAUGGCUGAUGGCGGUAACGUUGCCAUACAUGAAAUUGAUGGUAAUGUUGUUCGAUUGAAGUUACAAGGAGCAUGUGGUUCCUGUCCAAGUUCGGUAACAACCAUGAAACUGGGUAUUGAGCGCCGCCUUAUGGAAAAGAUUCCCGAGAUAGUUGCCGUGGAAGCAGUGCCUGAUGAAGAAACUGGCCUUGAGCUAAAUGAAGAACAUAUAGAGAAGGUACUCGAAGAAAUAAGGCCCUACCUUGUAGGAGCCGCUGGCGGAACUUUAGAGCUCGUUGGUAUCGAAGAUCCAAUUGUAAAGGUAAAAAUCACAGGUCCAGCUGCUGGAGUAAUGACUGUUCGGGUAGCUGUAACACAGAAGUUACGCGAAAAGAUCCCUGCGAUUGCAGCUGUUCAACUUUUGUCUUAAUGUCUUAUUUGUUUAUUACCAGAGACUCCAGAAUAGUUUUGUACCCAAGUCUUGAAGGACAUACUUAAUUGUACAGGGUAUUUCCAAGUGGUUGAUCUUUUUACUUGAUCUACUGUGUAACAUAUUUCAUUCUUGCAAGUUAUACAAAUUACAGUACCCAAUAUAAAAAUUCUUAUGUUGCUGUAA